AAUCAAGCGCUUUUUUAAAUGUGCUCAAGGUCGGACAAAUCAUUGGUGUUUUGAAAUGUCGGUUCGAAGGUGUAAGGCUGUAAAAACAGCUGGAUACAGCUUAGCACAGCCGAUAGAUCCCGGAACGCUAAUACAGGACUCAUUAAAAAGGAGAUGGAUUGCAGGUUCUGCAAUUGGUCAGGGUGGAUUCGGACGUAUAUACUCAGCCAAACUUGAAGGCGAGAAACUUUUCCGUUAUGUCAUUAAAAUAGAACCACAAGAAAAUGGACCACUUUUUACGGAAAUGCAUUUUUACAUGAGGGCUUGUUCAGAAGACUCAAUCAAUUCAUGGAAAGUAAAACAUGCCCUCAAAUACCUUGGUAUUCCGAGGUAUAUAAGCAGUGGAUCAAUCAAUUUAAACAAAGCAGCUCUCCGAUUUCUUGUAAUGGACCGGUUUUCUGGAGAUCUGGAAACUACACUAAAAAAUCACGAAAUAUCCAUAUCUGGUAUUCUUGAAGCCUGUGCAAAUGUGUUAAAUGCGUUAGAAUAUAUGCAUUCAAGGGAUUAUGUACAUGCAGAUAUCAAAGCAUCAAAUCUUCUUCAUCGAACGUCCCAAGAGGAGGUUUAUUUAGCUGACUUUGGUCUAGUUCAUUUAUUUCGUUCAAAAGGUGUACAUACUGCUGAAAAGGCAGAUCCGAAAUUUCGUCACAAUGGAACAAUAGAAUUUUGCUCAAGAGAUGCACAUAAUGGACUUCCACCAUCUCGUAGAGGGGAUUUGGAAAUUUUAGUUUACAAUCUUAUUCAUUGGUUAGCUAGAUCUCAUACAAACGCGCCUCAAUCGCAUUCCACGGGUCUUCCUUGGGGACAUCUCAUAUCAGAUCCAAAACUGCGUGCAAAUGUUCCUGAUCGUGUUAAAGUGGCUGUAGCUGCUUUAAAAGAGAAAACAAUGAAAAACCCUGCUGAAUUUGUAUUACAAGCUGGUUACGGAUCUAAUCCUGACAUACUUGCAUUUAUUCAAUCUAUCACAAAGCUGAAUUAUACAGAUACACCAGAUUAUUCUCGUUUACGUCAAUUAUUGUACAAUGCAAAAUGUUCUCUCAGCAAUAAACAAUCUGCUGUUGUACCAAGCUAUAAAUUGACUAUGGAGUCGGAUGAAACAAGUAUCAAAGCUUCGCCUUCACGGCGUAAAUGUAAUAUGGAUAAUUCUUCAAAGAUCAAUGAUUCACGCGCUUUGAAUUCAGUGGAGAAUUUGGAAGUUAUUCAUACAAUUCCAAAAACUCCAGGUAGUUUACCUGGUAAACGACCCCGAGGUCGUCCACCCGGUCGUCCCAAACAAUUAGAAAAUAUAUCACCAGCUGUUACUUCUUCUUCGUCCGAAGUAGUAGACUCUUCAAAACACUCUAAAGUUUCUGAGAGUGGUGCAAAACCCAACUCUAAAAGAACUAACGUGAAAACGUUGAAUUCACAAUCGAUAUGUUUAAAUUCACCAACUGAAACAUCUACUCCUGAUGGUGGUGGACUUAUAUCGACAGUAUCCGGUACUAGAUUUUUAAGUCCUAGUAGUACUAGUAAUAAACAUAGCAAUUCUGUACUUCAACAACGUGUCCGAACUCGACUUAUUGAUUUGUUUUCAGACAGUGAUGAUGAAUCUUUUGUUAGUCAACAUAACUUGUCCAAAUCUCGUAAAGAUGCAUUGAAAUUAACGCCUAAACUUCAAUCACCGAAGCAAUCAUCACCGUUUGCCAAACAAUCACGACAGAAACGUCAACCACUAACAAGUUCUACUUCAAAGCUUAAAUCUCCAGAGUUUACAUCUUUAACCGCUGAUCGUAGACGUUCCGGUUGGUGUCAAACAUCACCAGAACUGUUAGCUGUCGCUAAAGCUGAAGCAUUAGGUCGUAAGGCUUUGAAACUUGCAGAAAUGAAUUACAAUUGAACCUGGCUCAUAUACAUAUAUAUAUGUUUGUGGAUGUAUAUUUAUAUCUUUGGUGUAUCAACGCAUUUCCUUUGAUCAAAAUGUUGUGGAUAUAUAUGUUUCUCUGUGAAGAUAUUUUUUGUUCGAUGUAUUAUUUCAUUCAUAUCACCAUGUCCUUUCAAUUUGUUGAAAGAGGUUGUGGUAGAUCCUUAUUUUUAUAAAGAAAUAUCUGAUAAAAAUUCUAGAUAUAAUACUUCAGUUUUGUUAUUUAAUCAUGAACAAAAUACUCCUUUCUCUGUUUUUUCCACCUUGACUUGUGGGAUAUAUGGUUAUAUGUGAGUUUUCAUUUAUGUUGCAAAUCGUGCCAACUGUCGACAUACUUUGAUAUCAUCAGUCGUCAUAUUAACUAAAGCGAUAACUGUACGUUUUAGCUUAAUGAUCAGCCUGUAUUUUUCUAUAGUUUUAUUUCUGAUGAUGUUGAAAGAAUAAAUCCCAUUUUAAUUUGGACACAUUUAUUCGUGUAUAAAACAGUUGAAAGAUCCUAAAUGUAUAGUAACUGAAAAAAAUUAUGCAUCUACCUAUUUUGUUGCUACGUUCUUUUUUACUCAAAUACUUUUCUAGUAGUUUGAAUAUGUAAACGUAAAAUUGUCACGUUUGUUCAGAAAAGCUAGUUUUUCUGUUAUAAAUGUUAUCCACAAAGCAAUGUCUUCCAUAGUAGUCGAGAAUAUGUACAUGCAUUUAUUCAUACCGUAUAAAUAACAUGUUGAGACGAAUAUUAAAUGUUCUGUCGAACUAUCUUGUAAAAGAUAUUUGAUGCUUAAUGUCAUGGAUCAUUCUAAUAUGAUGUUAUCACUGAGAACCAGGAUGGACUGGAUAGCUGUUUAAUCCUAAUGUGGGAUUCUUCAGCACUAUACACCGAGAACCUAGCCAGGGAUCAGACUCAGAAGCUUCGGGCUGCUGAGUUUUAAUCCAAUCGUUUGUAUUUCUAACUUCAUUCAAUGACACUGAUGAUGUUUAUCUUAACACUAGUUGUCAGAUGGAAUUUUAAUUGCUAAAUUUAAUUCAACAUAUAAAAGAACAUAAAAUGUCUUACAUACUGGAUUGUUUGCAUAGUUGAAUGCUUUAUGUGUCGUAACUGUCGUUGAACUGAAAUGAAUGACUACCUAUAUUUAGCGAAUCUAUGAAGCAUCAUCCAAACUACUUGAUACAUGAAUCCUAUCUUUAUGCAAUAUAAAAGAAAGUAGAGGAAGAUGAUCCAUACUUAAGUCUCUGUAGAAAUUUGAACAUUUGUAGGUGAUGUAAGCAAAAGCGAGGCAGUAGAAGGUAUGUAAAUAACAUAUCAUUGCAAAUGGAAAAUACAAUUUAUAGUUUGUCAUCGAAAAAGAUCAACCUUGAACACAGUACAGUAGUAGUCUGUUAGAAUAAAGCGAAAGAUAAGGUAUUCGAAUUCCUGUUUCAUUAGUCAAUAUUGAAUUAUUAAGGACUGAUUCAAAAUCGAGUGAUUUAAUUACUUGAACCCACGUGAAAUGAGUAGGUAAACUUUCACUUAAUUGUAGCUAUAAUUCUAUUGGGUAUUUCUGAAGUCUACAAUAAUUCAUAAUUACAAAUGAUUGGGGUCUUUUAGUAAGAAGCUGGAUCUACACAAAGUUAGUAGACCGGGCGAAUGACACAAUACUUC
Molecule: messenger RNA, 3572 nt
Organism: Schistosoma rodhaini
Lineage: Eukaryota; Metazoa; Platyhelminthes; Trematoda; Strigeidida; Schistosomatidae
Source: the annotation of a GenBank genome assembly